Messenger RNA from Lymnaea stagnalis (great pond snail), 2060 nucleotides. Lineage: Eukaryota; Metazoa; Mollusca; Gastropoda; Lymnaeidae. The record is from the annotation of a GenBank genome assembly.
UAUAAGUGGCACAAUACCGCCGGGAGAACGUCACUGCAAAAUUUUCAGUUUUAUCAUAUUAACCCAUUGUUUUGAUAAAAUACACCGUGCUUGUACGCCUGCUUACUCGUACGCCUGUUGACUUGUACGCCUGUUUACUUUUACUGUACGCCUUGGACGAAACCCGUGGAGUCGAACAGCGGCCAGAGAGGUGAGGCAUCCGAGUUACGCAAAUCCUGUUUUAAUUAAGCCUGGCGUCUCGUCAUCUAGGGAUCUGAUGUUGAGAGAAAAGGGAACGGCAGGGCACUGAGGAGGAUUUAAUUAUCGGCGACUCCCGUUUAGAGAAUCGACCCCCCGAGUCAUUUUCCUCAACAGAAGUCAAUUUUGAUGAAAAGCAUUUGCAUAAAAGGGGGCACCUCUAUCGACCACUUGUCAAUGGUAUAACGGCCGGCUACGAAAUCUCGAGCCAAUCGAAAAGCAAAGAAGAAGAAAAAAAGGAAGGGGAGAAACAAUUUUUCCGAGAGGCGAAAACAAAACGGGAGCUUUCUUGAAACGUUUCAAGUCUCCACCAAGCCGGGAGGUCUUGAUAGCAGGCGUUCGAUUGGAAGGAUAUGACAUGGUAUAUCACAGAACAGGUUGCUCCCAUGCCUUCGGUACAGGACGUCACCAGAGCAUCGACGCCCCAGUACAGCGAAGAUCAGUACGCGAGCCCAAGUAACUUUUUACUGCAGCCAGGGCUGGACGCCGGUACGCUAGACGCGUCAACCUACACCUACCUGCAUACGAUAUCGGAGCCGCUCGGCUGUUACCAGCAGCCGUACGGCGUCCACAGCGUCAACCCGGCAGGAACCGCGUACCAGCACCAGCAGCACUUUCGGGAGAAUACUUUCGUGUGGGUCGGCGCGAACAACUUCUACCCGUCCUGCGAACAGAGAUCCCAGAGCGAACCUUACAGCCCGCAGCGCCAUCACGGCCAGCGAAGACUUGCGGGCGAGAGAUCGGAGAAGGCCGGGCGAAGGCGCCGCGCCCCAACCGUGGCUCAGAGACGGGCGGCCAACAUCAGGGAACGUCGGCGAAUGUACAACCUGAACGAGGCGUUCGACUGUCUACGACAGCGGAUCCCGACGUUUGCCUACGAGAAGCGGCUGUCGAGGAUCGAAACAUUGCGCCUGGCCAUCUCUUACAUUUCCUUCAUGGCGGGGAUCGUCAACGGGGAGGACCCCAGCACCCUCAGGGUCGGCUCGUACGACUCCGGGUUGUGCCGACCCGCCGCUCUGACCCAAACCACCCUGCGAGACGGAGACUCCGUCGCGGAGUCGCGGAGCAGUGAGAACGAUUACGACGACGGCAAGGACGACGACGAGGAUGAGGAAGGGGAGGAUGGAGUGAGUGGUAACGAGGAGGAGGAGGACAGUGAGGACUCGAGCCCUGACGACACACGGUGCGAUCAAAGUGUGCUCAGCGUGUAAGCGAGAUGCGUGCUAAGGGAAAUGCGUGUUUAAAAAAAUAUAUUAAAAAAAGGAACAAAUACUUUCAUGAUCUUCAGCAGAGUGAUGAGUUCGAGAAGUCGACCAGUCGUGUUGUGGCUAAAUCUGAUACACGAACAAGGACGUUGAACAAGAAGUGACGGCGUCUUCAUUGUUGAUUUGUGAAUAAAGUCAGUGCCCUUUAUAGCUGUUGGUGUGGCAUUCGCAAUCCAGUGGUGGAUUAACUUUCGGACGUUCCACUGUGGUUUUGUUCACAGGCCUGCUGUGCGUACGCUUCUUUGUGAUGGAGUUUAGUUGUGUACGCGGGAACCUCUCGGUGGUAGAGCUCAAGCGUGUUAGCACUCAUCGAAACUCCUAGCUUUAUCAAAUAAAUACAAACUGUUCUAAUGGACUCCAAGCACCGAGGAGUUAAAAAGUAUUAUACUAGUUCUGUGUUAUUGUAUUUUUUUUUAUUACUUGUUUACUGUUCAUGUUUCUGCAUGUCUAGUAGGCACGUUUCUCGUUAAUGACAGAAUAUCAGCAUUAAUUAACAUCUCGUGACUGAAUUAUACAACGUAUGGUGUAUAAUUAUGUUUUUUUAAUUUAUAUUCAUAA